This is a messenger RNA of Histoplasma mississippiense, 1854 nucleotides long. RefSeq lists its product with no specific name. Gene Ontology annotation, biological process: lipid metabolic process. Lineage: Eukaryota; Fungi; Ascomycota; Eurotiomycetes; Onygenales; Ajellomycetaceae. The coding region runs from base 1 to 1854 and encodes 617 amino acids. Gene Ontology annotation, molecular function: triacylglycerol lipase activity. The record is from RefSeq and is a predicted model, not a curated record. The transcript has 4 exons.
AUGUCCAUCCUUUUCACUAGCAUCCUCCUAAGUUGCUGGGACUUGUUCUUCACCAUCCUCGCUGCCCUCGUGGAUAACGUCCGGACCUGUUGCAAACACGGCCUCGCCGCUGCUGUUAUUGCUGCUGCUGCUGCUGCUGCUGCUCCUGCUCUCCAGAUCUUGCCACACAACCCUGUUUCUCUGUGCUCUCGGUUCCUGUUCAUAUCGCUUUUUGUGUUAGUAUAUUUUACUUACGUUGUCUGGUGUCUGCCGCAGAAAUUGUAUACCUGGUGGCUCGCGAAAUCGCCAGGUGAUCUUGCAAGAAAGCGCAUUGCGACAGCUGAAAGCUUUGAGGAGUGGGAGGCCGGGGCGAUUUCGUUGGAUGAAGUGCUGGGGAAUGAUGUUUGGCGUGAAAGUUACCCCAGCCUCCACUACGACCACCACGUUAUUAAACGACGGUUGCAAAGCCUCAUACGUGCGAAAAAUAACAACGAUAUCUGGGUAAUCGUCCACCUUAUUCGAUCUGGGUUGGUCAGAAAUUUAGUCAAUAUCACGUCCCCGCAGCUCUAUGAUUGUGCUUAUUCCGGCACCAAAGUCUUAAUCGAAGAGUAUAUCUCGGAAGUCGGACUCGCAAUUGAGUACAUCGCCGCUCUUGAGACCGUGCCGCGCGAUCCCAAGGCCUUUGAUUCACAGGACAAACUUCGAUUGCUCUACGACACCCGACAGGCAUUCGGCAGGUCGGCGUUGAUUCUGCAGGGAGGUGCCGUAUAUGGCACUUGUCAUCUAGGCGUCGUCAAAGCACUGUUUCUGAGGGGGCUGCUACCUCGAAUCAUCACCGGAACCGCGACCGGCGCCUUGGUUGCUGCGCUCGUGGCGGUGCACAAGGAUGAUGAUCUUAUACCAGUGCUGAAUGGGGAAGGCAUCGAUGAAGCUGUUUCAGAUCGGUUAUCCAAGCAGAAGCACUUCAAGGGUUGGAAUAUUCUUAGUCUUCUCGCGCGAGAUAACGGGUACGGGCGGUUACCUUCAUUGAUCCGGCGGACUGAGGAAUAUAUUCGAGAGAGCUAUUUUCCAGAUUUGAAACUCCUGGAGGAAUAUGUCAAAUCCACAGUUGGUGAAAUGACCUUCGAAGAGGCGUUUGCGAAGACAAAGCGUUGCCUGAACAUUACCAUCCCAACUGCUGGGAGAGCAGGGACUCCGAAUCUGCUGAACUACCUAACAGCGCCUAAUGUGUUGAUAUGGUCCGCUGCAGCCGCGUCGAACGUGUCCUCUGCAACCUCUUCACGGGUAACCUUGUAUUGCAAGGACGAAACAGGGGCAAUCGUCCCGUGGCCCGAUGCCAAAGGCCUCCUCUUCAGGUCAUGGCGCGAACUUGGUUAUAACGAGAGAGAAUGUCCUGUUUCCCGCCUGUCGGAACUAUUCAACGUGAACCAUUUCAUCAUUGCACAAGCCAGACCAUUCCGGGUGCCCAUAUACCUACCAGAAGUCGAGCGUCCAGGAAAGGUAGUUUCCCGCCGCGGAGUCCUCCUCGAACAGACAUGCCGUGUUAUAAAUUUGGAAAUACGACAUCGUCUACGCCAACUUGAUAGCUUGGGUCUCCUGCCAACGCCACUCCGGCGGCUGUUAAUCUAUGAGGAUAUAGAAGGUCCGCAUAUGACGAUUUUGCCGGAACUGGGGUGGAUGGAUUUGUCAAAAGUAUUCAAGCCGCCACCUAGGGCGGGGGAAGAGAUUAGGAGGUGGAUACUUAAGGGGGAGCGGGGGACGUGGCCAGCUAUUGCCGCUGUGCGUGUUCGUUGUACUGUGGAGUUUGCGCUUGAGAAGGGUUACCAGGUUGUGAAGCCGCAGUCGAAGCCUGGGUUUGGGGUAGGGGAUGAAUGA